GGGUGGGGGGUGCGGUUUGCAAAGCGCGCAAGGACAGCCACAGUCCGCGCUCCUCCAUAACAAGCGAGCCUCUCCUCGCGCAUCCAUCGUCGGCUCAGGACAAUAAGCGGUUGGCGGAGGGGAUGCUUUGCUGCUGCCGGCAGCUGCCGCCGCCGCCGCCUUCCUCCGUGGCCCCUGGGACGCGCAGAUCUUGAAGGAGGAGGAGGAGGAGGGAAAAGAGGGAAAGGAGAGCGAGAUCAAUCCAGCCAAGCAGGCGCUCUCUGCCUCCCUCCCUCUCCCUCUCUCCUUGCACCUUGCAAGGUUGCCAAGGCUGUAGGACCGGAGCGCGCCAGCAGCGGCACCGAAAAUGGAGAUCAUCGACACAAGUAUAAUUCAGCAGGAGAGACUCCAGGCCAUAGCGGAGAAGAGGAAGCGCCAGGCGGAGAUCGAAAACAAGAGGCGGCAGCUGGAAGACGACAGGCGUCAGUUGCAACACUUGAAGUCAAAGACCCUGAGGGAAAGAUGGUUGCUCGACGGAGCCCCUUCGUCCACAGCCGAGGAAGGCGAUGCCUUGAAAAAGCAAAUGCAGGACGACGAUAUGAAGGCCAAGGAGCUCGAAGAAAGCAUCCAGAGGUUGGAGAAGGAGCUGGAGCAACUUGAAAACGGGAUCUCGGCAUCGUCCACCAAAGAAAAUAUGGCUGAGGAGAUGCGGGGGGUGGGCAAGGACGACAAGGCCCCCCGCACACCGAAGACUCCCCUAGGCUCAGCCAAAGUGGAGAACAGAGCCUCAAACAGCCCUGUAAAAGUGGUGGAAGGCGGUGGGAUGAUGAAGGCAGCUAUGUACUCCGUGGAGAUCACGGUGGAGAAGGACAAACACACAGGCGAGACCAAGGUCCUGUCCAGCACCACCAGGCUGCCCAAGGACCGCUCGGUUCAGGGGGUCAAGGUGUACGAGGACGAGAUGAAAGUGGUGCACGCGGUCCGCGUCGAAGACGGGGCCCUGGAGAACGGCUUGCAGCAGCUCAGCUCCUCCGAGGUGGACGAGCUCAUCCACAAGGCGGACGAAGUGAACCUGAGUGAAGCCUCGGAGGCGGGCAAGGACCCCCGCAACAACCCCCCGAGCCAGAAGGCCACCCCGAGGAAGGAGAUCACCGGCGUGCAGGCCAAGCCUGUGGAGAGCCCCAAGUUGAUGCCGGCCGGCCAAGGCCCCGAGCCCAGCAAGGAGCAGCCGGUCACCAUGAUCUUCAUGGGCUACCAGAAUGUGGAAGACGAAGACGAGACCAAGAAGGUCCUGGGUCUCGAAGGCACCAUCCGGGCGGAGCUCGUGGUGAUCGAAGACGCCGAGAACAAGGCGGCGGCGGAUUGCAGGGGGAAGGGGCACGCCCCUCCAAACGGCAGUGCGGCGGCGGCGGCGGCCGUCCCUCAGAAGGAAGAGAACCAAACCGGGGAGCCGCCCGCAGCCAACAGUACCGACCCCAAAGAGGCAGAGCAGGAGCUCGACGCCAAGAAACAGCGUUGCAAAUGCUGUUCGGUGAUGUAAGGCGCCCCCCCUCGACUCGACAGCCAAUCAGGACUGCCUUCUCUUCCCUCCCUCCCCCCCAUAAUUCCCACCUUGACUCCGCCUCUUCCACAAACUCCUAGGUUUAAUGUGGUUGGUUUUUUUUUUUAAUUUUUAAUUAACAAGACAUGCAGUUCCCGCCGCUCCCAGAGGAUUUUGGUUUUUUGUUUUGUUCCCUUUAAGUGACUGGGGAAAUAUUAUAAUGCAAGAGUUGGUGGCGGCUGCGGGGGCCACCCAGCAAUGGCCCUGCUAAGUCCCGUUUCGUCUUUUGUUUGCUUUUUCGUAAACGGAACAGAUGCAAAAGUUAUUUAUUAGACGGUGUCGGCCUCUGCCCCCUGCCCCGGCCAGCCCUGCUCCAAAGCAGAAUCGAUCGGGAAACCUUAAACCGCUGUGGCCAAAGUUUCUUGGAGUCGCCCUCAACCGAAUACGAAAGAAAGGAAACCGGGUGUCUUUCGAUAUUUGCCCCCCCCCUUCAGAACGAACCAGCACCAUUUCCGUCAAUGGACUUUCCUUCCAGGGAAGGAAAUUUAACAUCGGUCAAAGAGACUCUACAGCCUUGCACUUUCCAAGAGGUUCUGAGGACCUCUGCAAAUUCGCCGACCUUCGAAGAUCACUUCCUGGGGUCUCAGAGAAUGACACUGGCCAAGUUCUCGUGCCAAUGAAAGAUUCGGGGUCUGUAAACUCAGUUUCACACACACACACUCUGCCCUGCCGAUGUUUAAAAAGAUGAGGUUUGGAAAAAGGCAGGGUGAUGGGAAUCGGCUGUGAUCCGAGGGCAAAUGUCAGGAAACUUGGCUUGGCGAUCUGCUUCAUCUGCGAGACAAUCCCGCUCUCUGCGGCUUCAUGGGAAAGCCUUGUGCGAGUCCCAGGAGAAGUUUUGGGGAGAUCGCGAUGGUUGGACCUUGACAGCUGUGAGACUGUUGGUGUUGGUGUGGAUUUGUUUUUCCUCCUAAAUCCUUCGACGGUUACCUCUCCAGCUUGUAAAAAACUGUAGAACUGAUCGGCUAUUCCCAACCGAAACCCGUUCGGUAGGAAAAUACAGGAGAGGCUGGUCGGUUAGAGCAAAACGGGGCCACCAACCGGUCAUGUUUGGUGGGUCCUCAGCCAACCUUCUCACUGCAACCAGACCAGGCGGUGGCCCUGGCUGCCAAUUUCCUCUCGUUCUCAGUGUUGCCCCUUGUUGAGAAACUAGGAGGAGGUCGGGUGGCUGCUACCUGCCACGAAUGCUGUAGCUAAGAUUCCUGCAUUUCAAGGGGGGGUUGGACUAGAGGACCCUUGGGGGUCGUUUCCAACUCUAUGAUUCUGUUAGUUGGCUCCUCUGGCGCCACCUAGUGUCAGCCUCCUGGCAUCCCGCCUGGCAGAGCCAGAGAGCCCCAGCAACCAUCGCUUGCAAAAAGAUACUUCCUCGCUUAGGUGAGGGCCAGCAAGCGAAGCCGAGAGAGCCAGCUGGGAGGGCCGGAUCCGUCCCAAUGAUCUGCAGAUGGCUCAGAGAAGAGGGCAAGGCAGCGAGGCGGCUCUAGCUAGGCUGGGGGGGGCAGCCAGGUGUAGGCAGAACAGGUGAGCUCACUGAGGAGCAGGGGCAGAAAGGAUUUAGAUUAGGGGGGGUGGGGUUCUGGGGUUUCCUGGGCUGAGGAACCCCAGCAUCUCUGACCAUUGUGCGUGCCAGCCACCUCUGAGGCUGAUGGGAAGCGGAGCCCGCCCACAUCCCUACUGCAAACUUUUGCUGGUUCAGGGGGCUUGUCGUUCCCCUACCUGCCCACACACACACCCCCCGUUGCCAAAUUUGAAGUGCCAAAGCGGCCAGGGCUUAGGGCGUGUGCCGGUCGCUUGGGUUCCUGCUCUCCCCGGCCGCAAAAAAUGAGACCUGGGGGGGCUUUUACACAAGCAGUUACGAUUCGACUUGCCUCCCCGGUCCCUUGCGGGGUGAUCAGCCAUCCUCUUCGCAAUCAAGGGGCGAGGCAUGCCUAACAGGGGUGUCGCUGGGUGCUCUGAAGGUGCGUGCCGGACAAAUUUGCAUCAGAUUUACAUCAAUCAAUGUUAUGUCUGUUUGGAGCAGUGCUUCCCCUCGUCAGCCAAGCGCUUCCUCUGUCCAUCACCUGCCUCUUCCAGCUCCUCUGCCACCUGCUGGCAGGCUCCUAGCCUCCCGCCGUCAUCAGUCCCAACGGCCAGCGGCGGUCGCUGUGCCCAAGUCCGCAUCUGCCUCCCCAGCGAUGCAGAGACAUAUUAAGCGAUAGCAGCUGUUCCUGAAUUUGCAUCUGCAUUAAGCGACGCAAAGUUCAUGCCAACCUGCCUCUCCUUUCUGGGGGCCCUUUGUGAUGCGUGAAAGGCCACCCCCUUCGUCCAAACUGGCAUAAGGAUGUGCAUUGAAAGAUCCCCAACCUGUUCAUCUCAUACCCCCCCAUUUCUCCCCUGAAAAUAGGGACGUCCUAUUGCAUCCCCUCCAACGUUUCUCCCGUGAAAAUAGGGACAUCCUAUUCCAUCCCCUCCAACAUUUCUUCCCUGAAAAUAGGGACGUCCUAUUCCAUCCCCUCCAACAUUUCUCCUGUGAAAAUAGGGACAUCCUAUUCCAUCUCCUCCAACAUUUCUCCCAUGAAAAUAGGGACGUCCUAUUCCAUCCCCUCCAACAUUUCUCCAGUGAAAAUACGAACGUCCUUUC
This is a messenger RNA of Zootoca vivipara (common lizard), 4193 nucleotides long. It is a transcript of the gene PALM, whose product is annotated as paralemmin. Gene Ontology annotation, biological process: regulation of cell shape. NCBI's taxonomy places the organism in Eukaryota, Metazoa, Chordata, Lepidosauria, Squamata, Lacertidae. The record is from RefSeq and is a predicted model, not a curated record. Gene Ontology annotation, cellular component: plasma membrane.